This is a messenger RNA of Medicago truncatula (barrel medic), 2110 nucleotides long. Its product is annotated as mitotic checkpoint serine/threonine-protein kinase BUB1. The record is from RefSeq and is a predicted model, not a curated record. Gene Ontology annotation, biological process: protein phosphorylation; meiotic sister chromatid cohesion, centromeric; mitotic spindle assembly checkpoint signaling. Gene Ontology annotation, molecular function: protein kinase activity; ATP binding. Bases 80 to 1669 code for a protein of 529 amino acids. Lineage: Eukaryota; Viridiplantae; Streptophyta; Magnoliopsida; Fabales; Fabaceae. The transcript is spliced from 14 exons.
GAACAAAGAAGAAAAAAAAGGAUAAAUUCAAAUUGGUGGAAGUACCGCGCUUGGUUCAUUACUGAAACUCAACAACUCAAUGGCCACCACGCUCCUCCGCAACUCCCCCACUUUCACAACAGCCAUUGACGAUCCUCUCUUACCCUUUCUCCGGUCAAUCAAAAAAGCUCUAGAAGAUUCCACCACUUCCUCCACUCAAAAUCUCAGCAAGUUACUCAGAGAUUGCAUCAAUAAAUUCAAGAACAAUCACAGCUACCGAAAUGAUCCCAGAUUUCUCAAGAUCUGGUUCCUAUAUAUGGAUGUUAGUGCUGAUUUUGACAGUGUCUUCAAAGGAAUGCUGAAUAGUAAUAUAUGUGCCAACGAUGCUUCACUUUAUGUGUAUUCUGCAUGUUUUUUUGAAGCAAAGGGUAGAUUGCUCGAUGCCGACACCAUCUACAAGCUCGGCAUUUCCAAAAAUGCAGAGCCAAUUAAAUGGUUGGAGAAGGCACAUACCUUAUUUCUCAGUAGAGUUUCUGAAAUAUGCAAUGUUGCUUCAAGCCAGAAGGUUGAUUAUAAAGAAUCUGCUACGUUGGAAAAUAAUGACAUUAAUCCAUGGGAUGCCUCUACUCUGAAUGACCUUUUGAAGAAGAUAAAUCCUUUAAUUACGAAAUUUGACGGGUACCAUUCGAGCACUAAAUCUUAUACAGGAAAAAUUGCCUUAUCCACUUUGAAGAAUGCAUCAAGGAAUAAAGUUAUAGAGAUAGGUGGAAUUAAGUACCAUAUCAAGGGCUGUGCUGGACAGGGAGGUUUUGCUCAAGUAUACAAGGCAAAUGUCGACAGUGAUCCGGAUGAUGUUGUGGCACUAAAGAUACAAAAACCAGCUUUCCCUUGGGAGUUUUACAUGUAUCGUCAACUUGAUCAGCGCAUCUCUGACAGAGAAAGGUCAAACUAUGGUUCUGCUCAUAGAAUUCAUCUCUAUUCUGAUUGUAGCAUACUCGUCUGUAAUUAUUUAGCUCAUGGGACACUACAGGAUGUCAUCAACUCAUAUGUGGUCAUAGGAAAAUUCAUGGAAGAAGUAUUGUGCAUUUAUUACACAAUAGAAAUGUUGCACAUGAUUGAAACUUUGCAUGAUGUUGGUUUGAUUCAUGGUGAUUUCAAGCCAGAUAAUCUGCUUAUUCGUUAUGCUAGGGGUAACCUCACUGAAGAUGGGUUAUUAGACCGAAGCGGUUGUUGGCAUGAUCAGGGUCUUUGUCUUGUUGACUGGGGAAGAGGGAUCGAUCUUAAUCUCUUUCCAGAUCACACGGUAUUUAAGGGAGAUUGCAGGACUUCUGGUUUUCGAUGCAUUGAGAUGCAGGAGGAUCGGCCGUGGAAAUUUCAGGCAGAUGCAUAUGGCCUUUGUGGUGUUGUCCAUACAAUGCUGCAUAAUACCUAUAUGGAAACCGUUAAAAAAGAAUCAUCUGAUGGGGGUUCUGUGUAUCUUCCCAGACUACCCUUUAAACGUUACUGGAACGUCGAGCUCUGGAAGACUUUCUUCACUAAGAUGCUUAAUGACUACCCUGGCCAUGAUGAUAGGAAGUUGUUGCAGGAAUUGAAGAAGUCCUUCCAAGACUAUAUCAGCUCCGAUCCUCAACAUAUAAAGAAACUCAAGGAGUUACUCGCGAAGCAAAGGGUUUCUCUGUGUUCUGCAUAGUGUUUUACGUUCAUUAUGCAUCCACUUUGGCUUUAACUGUCUAUGCAGCUGCUGAGUACAUACAAAAACACAAUGCAAGCAAUCAAAGACAGACUAGGAAGGUACACUUCAUUCCUGUUUUCCAUCACAUGCUCCUUACUCACGGACAAGACUCUUCCAAUGUGAAUUUGUUUCCGGGCGCACAUGCAAGUGUAUGUAACCUUGAUUUAUAUUGGGUUAAAGAUUACAAUACUAUAAAGUGAAGCAAGGAUAGAUCUCCUUAUUUGCUCACUUUAGAAACAAACUAAUGUUUUUAUGAGUUUUUCCUUUUAAUUGCCAUGUAUUAUGUAGUUUGAGCAACGGUCUGGAAUGUAACUUUUUCAAUAGUGUAUGUAAAUGUUGUAAUUUGUAAGCGAGUAUGACUAUUUAGUGUUUAGUUCCACUCGAAGGACAUUUCAUGUA